AUGGACAGUGAUAUCAGUCAGAAUGGUGAGACAAAGCCUAGCUUUCAAACCAAGGAGCACAUAGCAAAUGGUCUCACUACAGUUCCAACAUCAGUGACACUGUCGGCUGAACAGUUUGAGAGGCUUUAUUUGACUCCUAUGACCGUUCGCCAGUCACCACUAUCCAAGAAGGUUGGCAAUCCGACACCAUUAGCACUUGGAGGUUUUGUUAUCACCACAACCCCCCUUUCAUGCUGCUUGAUGGGAUGGAGAGGAGCCAGCGGAAAUGGAGUUGCUUUCAUCGGACCUAUCGUCUUCCUUGGUGGUCUCUUGUUGCUCCUCACCAGCAUUCUUGAGUUCAUUAUUGGAAACACGUUCCCCUGUGUUGUGUUUGGCACUAUUGGCGGUUUCUGGUUUGCAUUUGCAGCAACAAUGAUUCCCUCCUUCAAUGCAGCCGCUCCCUAUUCCUCGUCAACCACCAGUACAACGGCCGGGCUAGCUAGCGAAGGUUUCCUGAAUACAUAUGCAUUUUUAUUUGUAACGAUGGCUAUUCUGAUGUUAAUCUUCUUCAUUUGUUCGACACGCAUUAAUGUGGUUUACACAUUGAUUUUCCUCACCCUCUUCGUUGUCUUUCUCCUUCUCACUUCGGCCUACUGGGAACUAGGCCAAGGCAACCUAGCCAGUGGUGGUCGAUGUGUAAAAGGUGCCGGAGCUGCGCUAUUUGUCGCGAGUUUACUCGGCUUCUACCUAUUGAUUGUUCAAUUGUUUGAAUCCGUAGGGAUCCCACCCUUUUUGCCGAUUGGAGACCUGUCAACAUUUUGGGAUCGCAAUCAAAACAAAGUGCGAGGCAGUGAUGCUGGACAUUCAUAA
Penicillium vulpinum is the source of this 849-nucleotide messenger RNA. RefSeq lists its product as uncharacterized. Gene Ontology annotation, molecular function: acetate transmembrane transporter activity. The record is from RefSeq and is a predicted model, not a curated record. The transcript has 8 exons. Gene Ontology annotation, cellular component: plasma membrane. Bases 1 to 849 code for a protein of 282 amino acids. Lineage: Eukaryota; Fungi; Ascomycota; Eurotiomycetes; Eurotiales; Aspergillaceae.